This is a messenger RNA of Pyricularia grisea, 96 nucleotides long. RefSeq lists its product as uncharacterized. Lineage: Eukaryota; Fungi; Ascomycota; Sordariomycetes; Magnaporthales; Pyriculariaceae. The transcript has a single exon. The record is from RefSeq and is a predicted model, not a curated record. The coding region runs from base 1 to 96 and encodes 31 amino acids.
AUGCUAGCCCAAAGCACGGAGAGCUCGGACUAUCUUCUCUGUUCCUCAACCGGGUGGGUCUGCUUGACCUCACCAUUGCCCCUAUCCCAUUUUUAA